Messenger RNA from Daphnia carinata, 597 nucleotides. RefSeq lists its product as uncharacterized. The transcript has a single exon. Lineage: Eukaryota; Metazoa; Arthropoda; Branchiopoda; Diplostraca; Daphniidae. The coding region runs from base 1 to 597 and encodes 198 amino acids. Gene Ontology annotation, molecular function: zinc ion binding; nucleic acid binding. The record is from RefSeq and is a predicted model, not a curated record.
AUGCCGGAGGAGGCAAAAGUAGACUAUCUUUUUAGGGGACUGAAGCCCACCUUGUUGGAGAAGAUUUGGAUAGUUAGCCCCAAAACGUCCGCAGAGUUUUUGGCAGCCCUAAAAUUGCACUCCGAGGCCUCGGAAUUAGCUAAUCGACCCGACUGGGCCAUUAGCGUCCUGGGCGCUGCGAAGGGUGGGGCACCAUCUAAGCAGGAUACGAAAGACGAGUUACGCGACUUAGUUCUUGAGUUAAAGGCGGAACUCGCUGAAUUGAAGCGGGCAGCUAAAUCCUCGGGGACCACUACUAAGCGAGAGGGGGCGAGGUCUCCCCAGGGUUCCGUCUCCUUCGCGUCACGCACGCCGGAUGGGAAGCCGAUUUGCCAUAGGUGUGGGAAAGCAGGUCACAUCGCUCGCUAUUGUAUGGCGGAGAAGGUGAAUGACAAAAAGAAGGAGCCGGCACGCAAGCAGCCGGAUGGGGGACGCGAUGACCCGCAGGAGGAUAGAAAGGGGAGCCGGAAGGACGACCGAAGAGACGGGUCGCGAACAGAUGGGCAAACCGUGAGAAGAAGGUCGAAAGUCGCGAAGCCCGAGACAGCGAUAGCAUGA